AUGGCAGAAUCCUACUGCAAUAGGGCCCGCACCAUUCGAGCGGAGCUGCUGACCAUUGGACAAGAGGUCCACAUGGCCACGUUUGCCGCCCACGUGCUGAAGGGCCUACCACCGGAGUAUGGAUUUCUUCGCCGCAAGCUCGAAAUUUCCAGCCCUGACAUGACGAUGGAACGCGUGUGCAGCGAGGUGUUGAUGGAGGAGCAGACUCUCUCCAUCGAACAGAGUUACAAGCAGAUCAAAAGAGAUGCAUCUGCUUUCUCGGGCGCUGUCAACACCACCGUGGCUACAACGGGGAUCAACGGGAAGGAAGGAAAAGGGGGAAGGGAGCAGACGGACAAGAAGAAGGAUGGCAAGCGGGAGAAGAAGCGAGCCCUCUUCAAGGGGCGCUGCUACAACGGCAAUGAGGAGGGGCACAUGGCUGCCAAGUGCUCCGAUAAGAAGAAAGAUACAAUGUCCGCGGCAGCCGCGAACGUAGCCGAAGGAGACGGGAAGGGCGUGGCGCUCACCGGCCAGCAAGGAACGGUGCAACGGGUGCAGCGGCAUGCAAUGGCACGGCGGCUGCAAUGGCAUGCAUCGAUAUGGCGGGUGGAGCGGCGAGCAACGGCACAGGGGUUGCAUCGGCAUGCAACGGCAAGCAACGGCACGGCGAAGGAGAUUGCUGAUGUGGCAUCAAGCAAGCCGGAAGCUAAAGAUGGAGCGGCCAGCCUCAAGAUGUACGCGGUGGGCUCCAAGGCAACGCCCAACCUGUGGCACGCUCGCCUUGGACACGUCCACUUCGAUGCGGUGAAGCGGACAGCCACGAGCGGUGGCGUGUUCGGUAUGGACCUGGAGAAAGGAGGUGAGGAUAUGCCGUGCACUUCCUGCCAUGAAGCCAAACUCACUCGUGAAUCAUUUCCGCUGCACGACGAACGAGUGGAGCAGGUACUUGGGCUGAAUCCGCCGCCACCACGUACCGUCAUCGUGGUCCCAGUACCGUCUGUGCAAGGGGGCGAGAAACCCCUUGAACGCUCGGUGGGCCCUUUGGGCAGCAAGGCACCUACUGCAACUCCUCCUCUUGGUCCACCCUCCAUUGCUGAUUCGGCGCCCGUAGGACCAGAGGAUGGUCCUCUGGAGGUUGACACCAGCAUGGCUGAUUACGAGGAGGAAGAAGAAGUAGCAGUGGAUGAGCAGUCACCAAUGGCCCAUGAGCAUGAGCCUUCACCUGCAGUUCCCCCCUUCCAACCCAUUCCACCACCCCCAUGUCGCUCCAGCAGGCCUAACAAGGGGGUGCCACCCGUACAGUUUCAACCAUUAGCCAUGACGGCCCUGGAUGCGGAUGAUGAGGACAACCCGUACGACGUGGCAUACCUUGCUGAGGACGAGUGCGACACGGACAGCGAUGACGAAGUGGAGUACCCGGACGAGGAUGAGGAGGAGGAAGGCGCUUGGGGAGCGGCAAGUGAAGACCAACAGCUUCUACAGGACCUGAAGGGGCUGCUGGCCAAGGCGUUUCAGCUCCGUGAGGUGGAGCCAGUGGAGCGCUACCUGGGGCUGCAGAUUGAGCAAGAUCGCCCCAACAGGACACUCUUACUCCACCAGAAUGCGUACGUGGCAAAGGUGCAGCAGCGGUUCUUCAAGGGAGCGCCACCAAAGAAGCAGCCGAUCACUCCUCUCUCCUCUGCCAGCUUUGCCAAGCAGGAUGCCAGGCAGUUUGCCAACCGUACCAUGACCGAGACAGUUUCUGCUAAGGCGCUGGUUAUGGUGCACACGAGUUCCGAACUGGAGACCUUUUGA
Closterium sp. NIES-65 is the source of this 1773-nucleotide messenger RNA. The record is from the annotation of a GenBank genome assembly. NCBI's taxonomy places the organism in Eukaryota, Viridiplantae, Streptophyta, Zygnematophyceae, Desmidiales, Closteriaceae.